AUGUCAACAUCUCAACAAUACAAGAAUGUCAUCAUCGUCGGCGGCUCACUCGCCGGACUGAUGCAUGCUCUGACCUUGCUUUCCCUCCCCUCGCCACCCAAAGUCCUCAUCCUCGAACGUUCUCCCACAGCCCUUCUCCACAAUCAAGGGGCGGGAGUCGUAGCCGGGAAUGAAACCCAAGCCUUCUUCAAUGAAUAUGUACGACCGGGCAGAGAAAUCGCGAUCACCAGCACGCAGCGACAGUAUUUGAAACAUACCGGCGACGUCAUUGCCGAAAGUGUCGACAAGCGGCAGCAGCGGAUGACCUCCUGGGAUCUACUGUAUCAUCUCCUACGAUGGCGAGUGGAAGGACUGGAAAGUCCGUAUGUCAAAGGUCUGGAGUCAGACGAUCGACCGCAAGCGACCUACGAGAAUGGCUGCACCGUAACAGACAUCCAAGACGUCCCGGACGGCGUCAAAGUGACCUGGACUCACAAAGACAAAGGCGAGCAGACCGCCACUGCAAACCUCCUCAUCGGAGCGGACGGUGGAUCCUCAACUGUCCGUCGACUUCUCAAACCAGAUGUACAGAGAAAGUACGUCGGCUACGUCGGCUGGAGAGGAACCGUACCAGAGACAGAACUGUCCCCUUCCGCUCGCGAGACCUUCACCGAGAAGUUCACCUUCUAUCACACUCAAGGCAUUCAAGUCCUUGGCUAUCUCAUCCCACAUGAAGGCACGACCGAGCCUGGAAGUAGACUGUUCAACUGGGUUUGGUACAACAACUACAAAGAAGGCAGCCCCGAACUUGAAGAACUGAUGACGGACAUCCACGGCAAACGCCACGCCAUCACUCUUCCCGUCGACACGAUCAAGCCGGCUGUAUGGGAGAAGCAGAAGAUCUAUGCUGCGAAGAUCCUGCCGCCGCAAUUUGCUGAAGCGGUGAGCAAGACGGCGCAUCCGUUUGUGCAGGCUAUUACGGAUAAUGUUAGCGAUCAGAAUAAGUUCUUGGGCGGGAAGGUGUUGUUGGUGGGUGAUGCUCUGGCUGGCUUCAGACCUCAUACGGCGGCUUCGACGAGUCAGGCGGCGCAUGAUGCUUUGGAGAUGGGAAGGUGGUUGAAGGGCGAGACUGGGAGGGAAGAGUACGAUGCGUCGGUUCUGGAAUUCGCGAAGAGGGUGCAGAGAAGUGGCAUGGAGAUGGGCGAGAGGAGCCAAUAUGGGAAGCAUCCUUUUGCAGGCUGA
Messenger RNA from Zymoseptoria tritici IPO323, 1221 nucleotides. RefSeq lists its product as uncharacterized. The record is from RefSeq and is a predicted model, not a curated record. Bases 1 to 1221 code for a protein of 406 amino acids. Gene Ontology annotation, molecular function: FAD binding. Lineage: Eukaryota; Fungi; Ascomycota; Dothideomycetes; Mycosphaerellales; Mycosphaerellaceae. The transcript has a single exon.